Molecule: messenger RNA, 1226 nt
Organism: Nycticebus coucang (slow loris)
Lineage: Eukaryota; Metazoa; Chordata; Mammalia; Primates; Lorisidae
Gene: EDN2
Product: endothelin 2
Exons: 5
Coding region: 83-619 (178 amino acids)
Biological process (GO): regulation of vasoconstriction; intracellular calcium ion homeostasis; vein smooth muscle contraction
Cellular component (GO): extracellular region
Molecular function (GO): hormone activity; endothelin B receptor binding
Source: RefSeq, a predicted model, not a curated record
GAGCUCCCUGCUCAGCUUAGCAGGGAGACACUGGCAACAGGCACUUGCUGCUCCAGUCCAGCCUGCACACUGAACUGCCACUAUGAUCUCUGUGCCCACCGCUUGGUGCUCAGUCGCUGUAGCCCUGCUCAUGGCCCUGCAUGAAGGGCAGAGCCAGGCUGCUGCCACCCUGGAGCAACAGGAGCCCUCACCCCAUGGUGGAGGCUCCCACCUGCGGCCUCGCCGUUGCUCCUGCAGCUCCUGGCUGGACAAGGAGUGUGUGUAUUUCUGCCAUCUGGACAUCAUCUGGGUGAACACUCCUGGACAGACAGCUCCUUACGGCCUGGGAAACCCGCCAAGACGCCGGCGCCGCUCCCUGCCAAGGCGCUGUGAGUGCUCCAGCACUAAGGACCCCACCUGUACCACCUUCUGCCAUCAAACACCCAGGGUUGAAGCCGGGGAAGUCCCAAGCAGCAAGUCCCCUACAGACAUGUUCCAGACUGGGAAGACGUGGGUCACUGCAGGAGAGCUCCUCCAGAGGCUAAGGGACAUUUCUGCAGCCAACAUCCAUUUUGCCAAGCGACAGCAGAAGGCAGCAAGGAAGCCCAGGCCCACUCACUUCAGGUGGAGGAAGAGAUAGCACUGUGAGCUGGAGAAACAUUGGGAAGGAAGCCAGUGGGGUGACAAGAGGAGUCCCCAGGGCUCGUGGGAGCGCCCUCUGCCUGCCUCGUGGGCCCAGGUCUUGGUUCUAGCCAGCUCGACCCACUCGCUGGGCUUGGCACAAGCUCUGCCCUCCUCGUCCUGGUGAGGGAUCCUCCGUGGCCUCACACUGCCCAGGAAAGCCCUCCAGACUGCAGAGGGCCUCCCAGCACUGGCUGCUGGCCCACCACCCUGCUGAAAAGAGCCAGAGCUCUUUAAAAUGUGGGAGCCCAUUAAAUCUGGAGGCUGCAUCCUGGGCUACAAAUCAGGGGUGAUCAUGCAGCAGUGGACACUCAUGCCUAAGCCAGACCCUAGAUGGGUCCCCUAAGAACUGACAUCCUGGCCGGCCCUAUCUACCCGCUCCAACCCCCACUCCCACCAGUGUCCUUGUACCUUCCUACCCUUGGGACACUUCUGGUGAGAAGGGCCUACUCUGCUUCCCUGUCUGUAUAUAACUUAUUUACUCCAAGAGGUCUGAAAUCCCAAUUAUUUAUUUUAAUGUAUUUUUUUAGACCCUCAAUUAUUUACCUGUAUUUGUAAUAAACACU